Molecule: messenger RNA, 1095 nt
Organism: Penicillium cinerascens
Lineage: Eukaryota; Fungi; Ascomycota; Eurotiomycetes; Eurotiales; Aspergillaceae
Product: glycoside hydrolase family 16 protein
Exons: 2
Coding region: 1-1095 (364 amino acids)
Biological process (GO): carbohydrate metabolic process; fungal-type cell wall organization
Cellular component (GO): fungal-type cell wall
Molecular function (GO): hydrolase activity, hydrolyzing O-glycosyl compounds; glycosyltransferase activity
Source: RefSeq, a predicted model, not a curated record
AUGAAGGCCGUCUUCAACCUCGCCGUGCUGGCGGCUCUGGCCAGCAAUGCCUUCGCUCAGACGUUUACCGACUGCAACCCGCUCGACAAGACCUGUCCCUCCGACCCGGCGCUGGGUACGGAACAUGAGUGGUAUUUCAACACCACCCUCGACACUACCAUCUGGAACAUGACCACCGGUGACUACACCACCACAUCUGACGGAGCCGAAUUCACCCUCACCAAGGAAGGACAGUCGACCCUGCUUCAGUCCAACUUCUAUAUUUUCUUCGGCGUGGUGGAAUCCUGGGUCAAGAUGGCCAAGGGCAAGGGUAUCAUCAGCAGUGUGGUGCUGGAGUCGGACGACCUUGACGAGAUCGAUUGGGAAUGGGUUGGAUACAACACCAGCCAGGUGCAGAGCAACUUCUUCGGCAAGGGCAAUCACACCACCUACAACCGAGGCGGCUUUCACGCCGUCGCCAAUGCCGAUACCGAAUUCCACAACUAUACCACCUACUGGGACCAGAACAAGCUCGAGUGGUGGAUCGACGGCGAUCUCGUUCGCACUGUCCCUUAUUCCACGAGCAGCACCGUCUACGGCAAAAACUAUCCUCAGACGCCCUGCCAAGUUAAGAUCAGUAACUGGCCCGCGGGUACGAAGAGCGCGGAUCCAGGCACCGUUAUAUGGGCUGGUGGUCUGGUUGAUUACAGCGAGGCACCUUUCACCAUGACCGUGCAGAAGGUCCGCGUCCAGGAUUUCCACACCGGCAAGGAGUACAGUUACGGUGACCACUCCGGCUCCUGGCAGAGCAUCAAAGUCACGCCAGGAAACUCCACCGCUCUCGACCACAUCAACAACCCGCCCAAGUCGCUCUCCGAGAAGUGGGACGACCUAGGCACGGGCGCCCACGUCGGCGUUUACGCCGGAGCUGCCGCCGCCGGAACCCUCGUCUUCGUCGCACUGGGUCUGUAUUGCUUGCGCCAGCGCCGUAAGGGCCGCCUCGAACACGCUCUCGACACCGAUCAAGACGCCACAGACCGCAACGAGAUGCAGAACUAUCAAAACAGCUGGAAAGCGACCGAGUGGCGAAACAGCGGUUACCGCCCGGUCACUUAG